Ceratosolen solmsi marchali is the source of this 3109-nucleotide messenger RNA. It is a transcript of the gene Grip128, whose product is annotated as gamma-tubulin complex component 5. The transcript has 12 exons. Gene Ontology annotation, cellular component: gamma-tubulin complex; microtubule organizing center; spindle pole. Gene Ontology annotation, molecular function: microtubule minus-end binding; gamma-tubulin binding. The record is from RefSeq and is a predicted model, not a curated record. NCBI's taxonomy places the organism in Eukaryota, Metazoa, Arthropoda, Insecta, Hymenoptera, Agaonidae. Bases 43 to 3027 code for a protein of 994 amino acids. Gene Ontology annotation, biological process: mitotic cell cycle; microtubule nucleation; cytoplasmic microtubule organization.
AUACUUUAGUGGCACUAAUCAUGUGAUAUUGAAAUUUAAAAAAUGGGUACAAAGACACUAACGGAUAUUCACAAUGAUUUGAAGCUUUUGAUUACUGCAAUCAGUGAUUUUGAGGAAGGUGAAGAAGGCUUUCAAAUUUGCGAACGCUUUGCAUUAUCUCAAAUAAAGCAUCAUCGUUACUUGUCGGUUAACAGUCACGCAGUGAAAAAGGAAAUUGAAGAGAUAACUCAAAAAUUUCUGAUUCAUGGAAAAUAUGAUGUCGCUAGAGAAUUUAAAGAGUCGAUUGAUUCAUUUUUAACGACUUUUGAUUUUGAGAGGCAUCCGCAAUACGAUGUCCAAUGGUCAUUAUUGUCAUUACUAUUGAAUUUAGCUAAUGAAACUAAUAAUUCUGAGUUGAGUAGUAGUUCCCAGCAAAGUAAAGAUCGUAGUCAAAAUGUUAUAUUCACUGCCGAUGAGGACAAGUCUGAAGAAAUUGACUGGGGACAGUAUUUGAAAGAAGGGUUGGAAGACUUUUUUUGCAAUUAUGAAAGUGACAGUGAUAAUAAUUGGUCUGAUGAUGAAAAUAACGGUCAGUUAGAUGCGUCGUUAAACAAUUAUCAAAAACCAUGUACAACUGAUAAAAAUCCAGUAACUUUAGAUAUAAAUAAAAUUAAGUCCUCACCUAUAAAAACAUUAAAAAGUUUACCACUAGAAAUAUUAUCAAAAAAUUGGUUAAAAACCAAUGUUCAGAAUACUUGGUGGAAUAACUUGGACUCGCAUCAUUAUGAAGUUGAAAGUCAAUUCGAGGCGGCUCAUCUUUACAAACUCUGGAGAAGCAAUGUCGUAAUGAGCAGUAAAAUUCUAGGGACAGUCAGUGAAUAUCAAGCGUGUAGAGAACUUUUAUGGAUGUUUUAUACUCCAUCCACAAUGGCUUUGUUUCAGGGGGGACAUGAGACUGAAACUUCUGUACAGGAUGUAUCGAUACCAAGUUUAACAACGGUAGCUUGUAAAAGUAUGCUACUCUCUUAUUGUCAAUAUAUUUCAAUGAUGAGAGAAAUGGAAAAUUUUCUUGAAAAAUUGUUCAAAUCAAACGACCCAUCUAGUCAAAAGCGUAAGCCCCCGUUGACUUAUGAAGCAUAUGCGGUGGCUUUGCAACAAGAACUCUUAAAUAUAAAGACAGAAAUUGUUGAAUUUGAAAUGAAAACUAUGAAACAAGAAGAUCAAAAUACAUUUCUCUCCAUUUCAAGAACGCUUAAAAGCCUGUUGGAUAGAAUGAAAAUGGUUUUUGAAAUUCAUAAAGCCAUUGACAUCAAUUGGGAAGACUCGACUAAUUGGGAAUGCGCUUCCAAAUUACUGUCAAGCCUAUAUUUCAAAAUGCAAAACUCGAGUAACUGUGAAACUAUCAAAUUAUGUGUUAGAUUAUAUUUAGCUAGUAUAUCAGCAUAUCUCAACAUUGUUGAUGUUUGGUUAAGCGAAGGGAGACUAGAAGAUUGGAGAGAAGAAUUUAUUAUUUAUAGAUGUAACGAAAAUGGAGAAAACAGUACGCGAGAAGAUAGUAGUCCUUUGGAAGGAUUUGCUUGCAGAGAGCUUAGUUCAAUAUGCUUGGAAGAUCCAAUUAUGAAAGUUUUACUGCACAAAGUUUAUCAUAUGGGUCGAAGCGUAGAGCUUCUUGUUACUUUAGAUCGUAUUUCCGAUUUGUGGUACAUGAUGGAUCAAGAGAAAGUUUUAAUGAAAUCAUUGAAUGAAGAAUGCCUGAAGAAAAUUUUAUCCGAAUGUUCCAAAUAUGACCACUCCAGCUUCACCAACGACCUGACCGAUUCAGUUCCAUUAAGUAUAAUUGAAAUUUCGGUACCGCAUUUGCAUGAUGCUGACGUAGAGCAGAAUAUUAUGCAACAGGUUACAAACACAAAUAAUCCGUUUCUUAUGAAAGCAUUAGAAAACUUCAUUCUGCCAGAAAGUCGAAAUUCGGAUAGUAUCGACGGCACAAGUACCAGCUCGCAUAAAUCGGUAAAAUGGACAAAAGAUGCUCAGGAUGAUAAGUUAUUCGAGUUUUUGACAAUGUCAGAGAUGGUUUUGCCAUGGAAAAAAAUCUUUGAGUAUGCAAUCUCAAAAGUUCUAGAUUUUAAAUUUAGUGGAGCUAGUAAAUUAGUAAAAGAUAUUUUAAUGAGAGAAUAUAAAUUAGAAGUACAAUUGAAAUUGAUGAGAUCAGUUUAUAUGAUGGAAACUAGUCAUGUUAUGAAUAAAUUUUGCAAAAUUUUUUUCACUAAGAUCGAAUCUAAUGUUAUGUGGAACAAUUCUCACUUCGUUUCAUGUUUAUUAGAAGAAGUAUUGUCUCAAGAGUGGCCAGAUUCCACUUCACGAUGGUCGAUUGCAAUUACAAAUAUUAGAACCACAAAAGUUCUCGAAGCUGUUAAUAGUGUAACAUUGAACUAUGCUGCUGGUUGGCCAAUAAAUAUGCUUUUGAAUGAAGAAACUUUAGAAAAGUACAAUAAAAUUUUUAGAUUUGAACUUAAACUUAAAUGGGCUCUAUGGACACUUAAUACGCUACGAUUCAGUGAUUUGGAAGCUAUAAAUGAGUCAAGAGUUCCAGAUAUUAUCCAACAUUUUCAUAUCAGAAGGCUUGAAAGCUUGAGGUUCUGGCUCCUUCAUGCUAUCGGAUCCAUACAUGCGUAUUUAUCGGGACAGGUUUUACAGGGUUUAGGCACAACGUUAGAAAAAGCUCUUAUUGAAGCUGAUAACUUGGAAGCUAUAGUGUCAUUUCACAGUGACUAUUUAGAUAAUGUACACGAGCAUUGCCUGCAAACAGAAAAGUUUGAAGAUUUAAUUCAUACUAUAUACAAGCUGUUGGAAAUGUGCGAAAAGAUUCGUGACAAAUGGAAACCGGAAUCGCUGAUAUUUAUUGGCAAGAUCCUCGAUCAAUUCGAAAACGAUUAUGUCAAGUAUCAUACGUUUUUGGCCUUGGGAUUACACAACGCCGUGCAACAUAAGGAUGCUGAUUACCUGACCGGUUUGAGCUCUGCCUUUAAUUGCAGUAUGCCGUCGACGUAAUGUAGCAAUAUACAAACACAUUCGAAAAACAAAAAAAAACAACAAUGAAUAGCUUAUUAAUAGAAUAUUAAAUUUUUCAUUA